This is a messenger RNA of Archocentrus centrarchus (flier cichlid), 1694 nucleotides long. RefSeq names its product thioredoxin domain containing 12 (endoplasmic reticulum) (gene txndc12). The record is from RefSeq and is a predicted model, not a curated record. NCBI's taxonomy places the organism in Eukaryota, Metazoa, Chordata, Actinopteri, Cichliformes, Cichlidae. Gene Ontology annotation, cellular component: endoplasmic reticulum. The transcript is spliced from 7 exons. The coding region runs from base 75 to 596 and encodes 173 amino acids.
GGUCGCUUGGCUAACGAAGAGUCACUGCCAUUAGCUGUUCUCUGGCCGCAUUUUGUCAAGGAAAAGAAACCAAAAUGCAAACGUCUCUCCCGAACAUCGCUCUUUUCUCAGUUCUUCAGCUUUUAUUGUCUCUGUCGUGUUUCCAAGAGGUUGUCGAAGCCACCAGCGGGAAAGGAUUUGGAGAUCACAUCCACUGGAGGACGCUGGAAGAUGCCAAGAAAGAAGCUGAAGCCAGUGGGCUGCCAGUCAUGGUCAUCAUCCACAAGAGCUGGUGUGGAGCCUGCAAAGCACUGAAGCCCAAGUUUGCUGAAUCCAAGGAAAUCUCUGAACUGGCGCACAACUUUGUAAUGGUGAACCUGGAGGAUGAGGAGGAGCCAAAGGAUGAAGCCUUCAGCCCAGAUGGGGGAUACAUUCCUCGGAUUCUUUUCCUUGAUCCGCUCGGGAACGUCCAUCCUGAAAUCACCAACAAAAAUGGGAACCCCAGCUACAAGUACUUUUACAGCAAUGCAGAACAUGUUAUAUCCGGUAUGAAGGAGGCGCAGGAGAAGCUGACGGGGGAUGCCUUCAAGCACGGUCACACUGGAGAUGAGCUGUGAGGAGGCAGCGACGGGCUUCAGGCUGUAAGGGCUAAACUUCCUCUACCUGAUCCCGCGGUACAAAGCUCCUCCAAACGACCCUUUUGGAUAUUUAUACUUUUCACAUAGUGGGGUUCAUCUCACUGACUGAAGCCAACCAUUAUAGGAAUCGGUGCUUUAGUAUUUCUUUCUGUCCUCUAUUACUCAUUUUAAUGUAACUAAAUGCCAUAUACUGUACUUACUGUCUGUAGAGGAUACAAUCAAUUCAAACUAGCCACGUUUUCUGCCAUCUAUUAACUCUCACCACAUUAGAUAGAAACAUCACAUCUUCAAAAAAAGCCAAGACUUUAGGAAGAUGCACUAUCUGCGAGAAGUUUCGUUUUUCAAAUACAUUAAUAAACCUUUAAAAGUUUUCACCCAGGAGCAAAGAAACUAUAUUUCACCUUAGUUCAGAUUAAGUAUUGAAACACCUCCAGUGAUGUGCUUCCAGAGAUCCUCUACAGUAUGUGUACCUUAACUGUCUGUGAAAAUGUUCACCAUGCACAACAUGGGUUUUCUGAUUUAUUACUGAUUUUAAUCCUGCCAGUUUAUGUGUACUUACUAAAUCAUAGACAGUAUCAAAGAUGGCUUGUGCUACUGUGAUGAUGUCACCCACUGGUAAGUGAAGUCCUGCAAUGAAGCCUUGAGAUGAGCGGUUUGUGAAAAGUACAGGUUGGACCUGACUGACCCAAAAUGAGUGACUAACUCAUCAGGAAAGUGUUUAGUAAGGUCCUGGGACAGCGCCUUUUAUCCCCUAAACGUUUAUGCGACCAGAGGUCUCUUUGCAACCACAGGAGUCGCCCCCUGAUGGUCAAUAGAAAGAAUGCAGUUUUAAGGCUUCACUUUUCAGACACAGAAGCUACUUCCACCUUUUUAUACAGUCUAUGAUCUAGAUCUACAUAAACAUUUCUUUUCCGUUUUGCUGCUUGUGAAGUGACGCCCAUUUCAUUUUUAUUUUUUAUGGGUCUUGUUAAACUCUUGAAAUAAGAGAACACUGAGGUGUCUGGAUGUAUUUUAUACAUGAAUACGGCCAAGUGUGCAAAUAAAGUUUGUUCUGUUGAACGGUUUGAAUCACUUCAA